AUGGACAACACAAGCUGGGCAUCAAACCACACUGGAUGGUCAGAUUUUAUCCUAUUGGGAUUCUUCACUCAAUCGAAUCACCCAGCUCUUCUUUGUGCCGUCAUUUUUGUGGUUUUCCUGCUGGCCUUGUCUGGAAACAGCAUUCUGAUCCUUCUGAUACACUGGGAUAUCAAUCUCCAUACUCCAAUGUACUUUUUCAUCAGUCAGUUGUCUCUCAUGGAUGUCAUGUAUAUUUCAGUCACGGUGCCCAAGAUGCUAUUGGACCAAGUCAUGGGUAUAAACACAAUUUCACCUUUUGAAUGUGGGAUUCAGAUGUUCUUAUAUCUGACACUAGUAGGUUCAGAAUUUUUCCUUCUUGCAGCCAUGGCCUAUGAUCGUUAUGUGGCCAUCUGCCAUCCACUCCAUUAUUCUAAUCUUAUGAACCGUAAAAUGUGCUUCCUUUUGGUGUCUGCCUGCUGGUGUCUGGGAAUGGUGGAUGGGUUCAUGCUCACACCUGUCACCAUGACAUUCCCAUUCUGCAGAUCUCGGCAGAUCCAACAUUUCUUCUGUGAGACCCCUGCUCUAAUGAAGCUUUCUUGUUCAGACACAACCCUCUAUGAGACGCUUAUGUAUGUAUGCUGUGUCCUCAUGCUUCUUAUACCUGUAACAGCAAUUUCAAGCUCUUAUUAUUUAAUCCUUCUUACCAUCUACAGGAUGAAAUCAGCAGAAGGCCAGAAGAAGGCAUUUGCGACUUGUUCUUCUCAUAUGAUUGUGGUUACUAUUUUCUAUGGGGCUGCUGUGUACACAUACAUGCUUCCCAAUUCUUUUCACACACCUGAGAAGGACAUGUUGGCCUCUGUUUUUUACACAAUACUAACACCUGUUCUAAACCCAUUCAUAUAUAGUUUUAGGAACAAAGAUGUCACAGCAGCUCUGACAAAAAUGGUGAAUGUGGGGGUUCUUAUGCGCUGA
Sorex fumeus (smoky shrew) is the source of this 951-nucleotide messenger RNA. RefSeq names its product olfactory receptor 2T29-like. The record is from RefSeq and is a predicted model, not a curated record. Gene Ontology annotation, molecular function: olfactory receptor activity; G protein-coupled receptor activity. Gene Ontology annotation, cellular component: membrane. NCBI's taxonomy places the organism in Eukaryota, Metazoa, Chordata, Mammalia, Eulipotyphla, Soricidae. Bases 1 to 951 code for a protein of 316 amino acids. The transcript has a single exon. Gene Ontology annotation, biological process: G protein-coupled receptor signaling pathway.